Homarus americanus (American lobster) is the source of this 1418-nucleotide messenger RNA. RefSeq lists its product as uncharacterized. NCBI's taxonomy places the organism in Eukaryota, Metazoa, Arthropoda, Malacostraca, Decapoda, Nephropidae. Gene Ontology annotation, cellular component: mitochondrial inner membrane; nucleus. The record is from RefSeq and is a predicted model, not a curated record. Gene Ontology annotation, biological process: apoptotic DNA fragmentation. The transcript has 8 exons. Gene Ontology annotation, molecular function: single-stranded DNA endonuclease activity; RNA endonuclease activity; nucleic acid binding. The coding region runs from base 45 to 1256 and encodes 403 amino acids.
UAUAUAGGUGUGUGAGAGUCUAGGUGAGAGUGAGUGGAGUCAGAAUGGGGAGUCAUCGGUGUGUCUCGGUAAUCGUCAUCAAUGUGGUCAUCCUCGCAGCCGUCACUGCUCAAGACUGCGUGUGGAACAAGGAUGAGAACUACCCACCGAACCCCCCCAUCAUCCUGGACGACUCCCACGAGAUAGUCCGCCCGGUGCUGGAGGGAGAGGACAGGAUUGUCAGGCUGGCAGCGAAGAGCAAGGUGACGCUGGCUUGCCCUGGCACCAAAAUUUCUAACUUGGACGUGGCGGUGGUGGAGGCUGUGUGUGCCGGGGGUGACCUACUGGCUGUGGAGGGCACGGAAUGGCAGCUGUUCGAACUAGGGUGCACCGAGAAGUUGUCUGAGUCCAUUCAUCGGGAUAUGGGCAGCUGCGGUUCUCAGGACAUGGGCGUCAUCCACAGCAUCGGGUUCGAGAUCUUCGGCCCUGAGGACUUCUAUGAGCUGAUACGUGUGUGUUUCGACCCCAAGGCAGAGACAACCUUGUACUCAGAGAACGUCAUCCACGGAGCCAACAUCGCCGCCAAGGACAAAGAUAAUAGUAGGCCAGGUUUCAAGUCCUCCACUGGGUUUUUCACAGUGUCCAUGAGCAACGUCUACACUGAAAAAUCCCAACUGAACCUCAUGAUUGAUCUGUUGGGUGACGAGGACUUGGCUCACAAGAUCAUAGACGUCCACAAGCAGUUCUACCUCGCCAGGGGCCACAUGGCUCCCGACGCCGACUUCGUGACGGAGGCAGAACAGGACGCCACCUACUACUACAUCAACGCCGUCCCCCAGUGGCAGGCCUUCAACAAUGGCAACUGGAAGUUCCUGGAAUUCGCGACUCGAGACCUGGCAGUGAAGCACGGCUCGGACCUGACGGUGUACAGCGGUGGUUGGGACUUACUGGAGUUGGAUGAUAUCAACAAUAACUCCGUCAAGAUCUACCUGGGGCUUACAGAAGGCAAGGAGGUGGUGCCCGCUCCAGCCAUCACCUGGAAGGUGGUGUAUGAGAAGAGCAGUAAGCGCGCGGCAGCCAUAGUGGGGGUGAACAACCCCCACCUCGAAGAACCCCCCACCAAGCUGUGCCCUGACCUGUGUGACAGCCUCGUCUGGGUGAACUUUGACUUGAACGACCUGGUGCAUGGCUUCACCUACUGCUGUACCGUGGACGACCUGCGGCAGGCUGUUCCUCACGUUCCAGACCUCGGCGACGUUGAUCUCUUGACCGACUAAUUCUCAAGUCAUACAAUGAUACAAUUUGAAAUUCAGAUCAAUUGUUCUUAUCACAUUACACUGAAAUUGACUGGGUAGGCAGUAUUUUAUUUUUAAUUAAUUAAAUUAGUACAGUCACUCGUGUAACAUGCAAGUAAUAAAUUCAUUAUUUUGUUUCUCGUC